CAAAAAAUUGCGUUCAUCAAACAAAAACAUCAGCUCCGCCAGGAAAUCGUAAAUCUUUUCGUCGUCAAACUUUCACUCCAUGGUUCCGGCGUAAUUCCCCAAAGAUGGACAUUCCGGCCCACUCGUGCCGGCUGUGUCUGGCGGCUAACGUACCCACCCUACCGAUCUACCAGCAGCUCAGCCUGGCGGAAAUCACCGAACUGCUGCAGGAUGCCCUCGGCAUUCAGAUUGCCGACUCGGAAGAGUUUACGAACAUUUGCAACAACUGUGAAAUGAAGACGAAAUGGAUUCAAAGCAUUUGGGCCGAGUUCCGGCAGUCGGACAAGGUGUUCCGGACGUUUCUGGACCAACGUCGUGCCUCCCAGGGCCAUCCGCUGAUCGAGGAAUCUAAGGACACCAUAAACAUAGUUUCGGUGAUGCCACUGGAACCGGUCGUAACGGCAGAACAGAAACCACAAGCCAUCGGAAUGGUGCUGCUCGAAGAGGGGCAUGGACAGGAGGACAAGUAUUACAGCAGCGACGACGAAGACGAGGACGACGACCACGAUCCGGACGUUUCGUUUCCCGAUAAGGACGAGGCCCAGGACAGCUCCAGCGAAGAAGAAGAGAAACCCUCCACUUCGAAACUGUUGUCAUGCUAUAUUUGUAAGGGAUUUACUGGGUCGGAUCGUUCGCUGGCGAUCCACCUGAAGGAGCAGCACGGAACGCUUUCGCCGUACUAUUGCGACCGGUGUCUGAUUGGUUUGGAAGAUAUGGUUGCCAUAAAUCAUCACUAUCAAACGCACGAGUUCCCGUUUGGUUGCUUAUUCUGCGAGCAAAUGUUCGUAACGCAGACGGAACUCGAGGAACACACCAGAAUCUGCACCGGAUACGGUUGUGCGCAUUGUUCAACUCAGUUCCAGUUUCUUCACCAGCUGAAGGAGCACAAAUGUGGCGCAAGCAAAUCCGUUCGAAUGCGAGCCGUUUCCAACAUGAUCGAGUGUCGUCGCAGCCAAAUUCGCUUUAUUCCACAAGUCUGUGGGAUGUGCAACGAAGACAUGGGCAAAAAUCACCGACUCGCGCAACACUUUGAACGUGAGCACGUCAACUUCCCCCUCCAACUUUACCCCUGUGAUCUCUGCCCGCAGAAAUUCACCCUCCUCAUGGCGGCACGACUGCAUCGCUUCACCCACAAAAAGGACGCGCCUCCAAAGCAACGCAAAAUCCCCGUCGUAGAACGCAACGACUGUAUGGUUUGCUUGCAGUCGUUCAAAUUCAACAAGGAACUGAUUGCCCACAUGGAAGCGGAACACGCCGACGCCGCACCCGAUUUCCACCAGUGUCUCAAGUGCGACAAAAAGUUCACCUCGGAAUCUAAGCUCCAGAAGCACGAUUACAAUACCCACCAGGGCAAGCAGCCGCAGUUCUUCUGCUCAUUUUGCGGCCGAGUGUUCAACAAAAAGCUCGGACUACGCGACCACGAGAACCUCCACCGGGGCAUCCGGGAGUACAACUGCCAGGAGUGCAACAAGGACUUUACCUACAAGAGCACGUACGAUCGCCACAUGCAGGUGGUUCAUAGUGAUGCCAAGCAGUUCACCUGCGAAUACUGCCAUAAAAGCUUCAAGCGUAAACCAACGCUCAAGGUGCAUCUUCGACUUCAUACUGGCGAAAAGCCAUACCAGUGCGAGUAUUGCAGCCGGUGCUUCGUCGAUCCGAGUUCGUUCCACAAGCACAAGUCGAAAGAACACGGCUGGAAGUCGGGCUACUAGCAAAAGGUCAAUCUCAGUCAGCGUCACCUUAUUCGAACGAGCAAGUAAGUACAAGAAGCUGUUGCCCUAUCUGUCGUAAUCUUAAUGCCAAACAACAUCAAAGUUAUGAGCGUAAAUUCAACACAAAAGCAGAGCUUAACUACAAUGAUCAGUCCAAAAGUUUGUUUCUGAGGAUG
Messenger RNA from Culex quinquefasciatus (southern house mosquito), 1927 nucleotides. Its product is annotated as zinc finger protein 154. Gene Ontology annotation, molecular function: RNA polymerase II cis-regulatory region sequence-specific DNA binding; zinc ion binding; DNA-binding transcription factor activity. The transcript has 6 exons. Gene Ontology annotation, biological process: regulation of transcription by RNA polymerase II. Gene Ontology annotation, cellular component: nucleus. The record is from RefSeq and is a predicted model, not a curated record. NCBI's taxonomy places the organism in Eukaryota, Metazoa, Arthropoda, Insecta, Diptera, Culicidae. The coding region runs from base 105 to 1751 and encodes 548 amino acids.